This is a messenger RNA of Trichomycterus rosablanca, 3233 nucleotides long. RefSeq names its product IKAROS family zinc finger 5 (gene ikzf5). The record is from RefSeq and is a predicted model, not a curated record. Gene Ontology annotation, biological process: regulation of transcription by RNA polymerase II. The transcript is spliced from 4 exons. The coding region runs from base 331 to 1464 and encodes 377 amino acids. Gene Ontology annotation, molecular function: DNA-binding transcription factor activity; RNA polymerase II cis-regulatory region sequence-specific DNA binding. NCBI's taxonomy places the organism in Eukaryota, Metazoa, Chordata, Actinopteri, Siluriformes, Trichomycteridae.
UAUGUGGUUUAGCAGAGCUCGGGUUAGCUUAAUGCUGGCGGUGUUGAUCUUUUAAUAUUUUUUUGGUUAUUUUUAUUUAUUAUUUAUUAUAGUAAUUUGAUUAUAUAUGUCAUUAUAAAGCUGAAUAUUUUGUAACCGCACUGUUACAGAUCGACACAGCGGCUAAUAAAGCGAUCGUUAGCAUUAGCCGCAGAUGGAAGGAACUUUACUGAUAUAACUCAGGAUCAUUAAUCAGUGACUGAGUGUGGAUGGUGAUUUUAUUGCUGCUGUUUAAACGGUGACGCUGUGAGAGAAAAAAGGUCGUGGGUGCAGCACUUCCUGAUCUUCUCGAUGGGUGAGGAGAAGGCCGAGACGCUGGAUUUCGUGAAGGAUUUUCAGGAGUAUCUGAGCCAGCAGACCCAGCAUGUGAACAUGAUCUCCGGCUCGGUGAGCGGCGUGAAGGACUCAGAAGAUCCAGGAGAUUUAGGACAGAAUGGUCUGGACCACCCGGGCGUGGACAUGUCCCUGGAGGACGGCUCCAGCAUGCUGGUGGACGGGUUCGAGAGGACGUACGAUGGGAAGCUGAAGUGCCGUUACUGUAACUACGCCACCAGAGGAACGGCACGUCUCAUCGAGCACAUCCGCAUCCACACCGGUGAGAAGCCCCAUCGAUGCCACCUGUGCCCUUUCGCUUCAGCGUACGAGCGCCACCUGGAGGCUCACAUGCGCUCUCACACCGGAGAGAAACCCUACAAGUGUGACCUGUGUUCGUUCCGCUGUAGCGACCGCAGUAACCUCUCUCACCACCGCCGGCGCCGCCACAAAAUCCUCCCCAUGAAGGGCAGCCGCUCCGCCCCCCUGUCCCACUGCAGACCCAUCGGGGCGCUGGCCAAAAGGGGAGGAGCCUUUUUAUACGGCCGCAAAAAAGAGGCGGCGAAAAACCUCCCGGCGAGUCCUGAGAGGAACGAGCUGGACACUCAGUACGUCCUGUCACAGAAGGACUGUGAGAACGAUUUGGAACACAACCCGCUGAACCAGCUCUCCGCUCUAGCCGGGCAGCUCUCCAGCCUCCCCUCAGAGGCGCCAGCUUCACCCAGCGCCGACUCUCUGCCCGAGGAGAAGCCCGUCUUUCUGAUCCAACCUCCGGCGCCCAUCUCCACCAGCGUCUCCUGUCCCGUCUCCACGCUGACGCCCACGCCCGAGAUCAGGGACGCGGCUCACGGCGGCCACUGCAGCGACAGGACCAGCACGCCCACCAACAGCGGCACGAACAGCCAGCCGGGGACGCCGAACCCGGCGCACGAACCUCAGCUGCUGCAGCACUGCCCGCACUGCCACAUCUACUUUCCUGAUAACGUGCUCUAUACCAUCCACAUGGGUUGCCAUGGCUAUGAAAAUCCCUUCCAGUGCAACAUCUGCGGCCACCGCUGCAGGAACAAGUACGAUUUCGCCUGCCACUUCGCCCGCGGGCAGCACAAACAGUAACCGGGCACAGAACUGACGGGCAUUCAGCUCCCGGGCAUCCUGAGUUUUUAAAUGUAUGUGUAAAAUGAGACGGAACCGACUGGCAUCGUCUCUAGGAUGUUGUGGUAUUUACCAGUCGGAUGGGGGGAUGGGGGGGGGGGGGGUAGUACAGCGUCUGUUUUAAUGUGAAACUGUGCCAUAGUUAAAUACACGACCAAAAGUAUGUAGACACACCAGCUAGUGCUAUUUAGGUUUUCAUUAUUUGAUCCUCUUUUAAAUCUAAUGGGAGCGUUCCAUCAGUGAUACAGUGAUUCCACAUCUACAGCCAAACACGGACAUCAGAGGAGCUGCUAAACACUCACAAAAUCAAAUGCCGAGUGUGUCACCACAAAUGAAUGAAACAGCACUCACUACUAAGUUCCAGACUGCAGCUGGAAGCAAUGUGAGCACCAAAGCUGUUUAUUAGAAGCUUAAGAUCCCUGUGAGGGGUAAAGCACACCACCAUUAGACUCCUGAGUGCACACUGUGAGAGAUGUAAUGUUAGAACCUGACUGUGCUGCACAGCACGAAUGGGAACACUGACUGUGAGUCCGGCUUUAUAGUGAUCAUCCAACAGUAGCCUAAUGGAUAAGGUACUGGACUAGCAAUCCAGAGGUUGUUGGUUCAAGCCCCACCAUCACCAGUUUGCCAGUGUUGGGCCCCUGAGCAAGGCCCCCAACCCUGUAUUGCUUUUAUUGUAUUUAGUCACAAUCUGAUAACUGCAGUGAAUGUAAUGCUGUAUAAAUCCCUGCAGUUACAUUCUGAACGUUAGUAAAAGCUUCACAGAGGAGUGAGGGCAGAUGAAGCAUGACGUGUUCCUGAGGGUGUCCACAUAUUUUUGGUGAUGUGAUGUUCCUGCUAAAUGUUCUCAUAAUGACUUCAUGUGUAACAGAAUGUUGUUAUUUUAAUGCUUUUAUUUUAGUAAACGUACAUCAGUGGUUCUAAUAACCCCCCAACACCCCCCCCCCACACACACACACACACACUCUCCUGUACGUUUGUUGUUUAUUUAGAUAUACUCAGUUUCCCUUUGUAUUUGUGGCCUGAUAUCCUGGCUGGUUGGGGACGGCUGCAGGUCAGUGGUGGAUUCUUGGAUGAGCACACUACACUCACUGUACUCCUCCACCACUUCUACUGAUCCCUCAACCAGCCAGCAGGAGGCGAAUAAACGUGAGGGAGUGUGUGAGUGAGGGAGUGUGAGUGUGAGUGAGUGUGUGAGUGUGUGAGGAAGUGUGUGAGGGAGUGUGAGUGUGUGAGUGAGUGUGUGAGUGAGGGAGUGUGUGAGUGUGAGUGAGUGUGUGAGUGAGUGUGUGAGUGAGUGUGUGAGUGAGUGUGUGAGGGAGUGUGAGUGUGUGAGUGAGGGAGUGUGUGAGUGUGUGAGGGAGUGUGAGUGUGUGAGUGAGGGAGUGUGUGAGUGUGUGAGGGAGUGUGUGAGGGAGUGUGAGUGUGUGAGUGAGUGUGAGUGUGUGAGUGAGGGAGUGUGUGAGUGUGAGUGAGUGUGUGAGUGAGUGUGUGAGUGAGUGUGUGAGGGAGUGUGAGUGUGUGAGUGAGGGAGUGUGUGAGUGUGUGAGGGAGUGUGAGUGUGUGAGGGAGUGUGUGAGGGAGUGUGUGAGUAAGUGUGUGAGGGAGUGUGAGUGUGUGAGUGUGUGAGGGAGUGUGUGAGGGAGUGUGUGAGGGAGUGAGAGUGUGUGAGGGAGUGUGUGAGGGAGUGAGAGUGUGUGAGGGAGUGUGAGUGUGUGAGGGAGUGUGUG